This is a messenger RNA of Porites evermanni, 1675 nucleotides long. Lineage: Eukaryota; Metazoa; Cnidaria; Anthozoa; Scleractinia; Poritidae. The record is from the annotation of a GenBank genome assembly.
AUGGGAAGAAGAAGAUCUAAAAGAAAGCCAGCACCUAAAAGAAGGGCAGAUCCCCUGGAUAAACAAUUCAACUGUCCUUUUUGCAACCACGAGAAGUCAUGUGAAGUUAAAAUGUAAGUCCUCUGGUCUUGAGCAGUCAAAACAAACGCACGCAUGGCGUACGUGCUUAAAUAUUUCUUGAAAUUUAACUAAAAACGUUCAAUAUUGUGCUUCUUUAUAUUGCGCUGCGAUGUUCUCGAAGAACUGAAAUUUAUUGCUUGUCAAAGGACUUGAAUUUUUAUUUUUAGCUGCACCGAAAGUAAUUGUGGAAUUGAUUGUAAUUGUUUUUUCAUACAUCCUCUAUUUUACCUUAUUUUACCACUAAGAACACAGUGUUAGCUUACCCUUAAAGAUUAACAUUUGACUGUUUUGGUGUUGUAUUUUCAGGGAUCGGGUUAGAAAUACAGGGCAUAUAUCAUGUCGAGUUUGUUUGGAAGAUUAUCAGACAUCCAUUACAUGUAUCCUUUAGAAAACAAUAGAAGAAGAAGAAAUUAGUACGAAAGGGCUAAUUGAGGACACUGUUGUUAUAUCUUCCUCUAAAGAUGGGAUGGUACAUUGUAUUUUUGAUUUUGUGGAUGGUUAUCUGAGUAACUGUAAGGUCCAGCUGUUUGCAGGACAUAAACAGUGCCUCCACUCCUCUGGUGUUAGGGAGCUUUCAAGAAAUGACGAUGGCAACAGCAACGAGAACAGCAAAAAAAAAAACAAUAGAUUUAUAUUAGCAAAGCAACGACUUCAACUUGUUCGGUCGAAAUGGCUAGAUAUUGGCCUUGUUCUGUUUUGUGAUUACAGUUGUAUGUUGAACUUGACUUCAUCUCGGUCCAUAAAAAUGCCAGAAAAGUACUUAACCAAUAUAUCCAGUUAUCUUAACCUCAGGCUUGGUCAAUAACGCAUAUAUACUGGUGCAGUCCCAAGAGUCAAACCUGGGGUCAGUGUAAUAAAACUUUUACAUGUGUAAUUUACAAGUGUAGCUAUUGUUUUCAGACUCUACAACAAUGGCUGCACUUGUAAAAGUUUUAUUAAAUUAAACAUUUGACUGUUGUGGCCUUUUGUCUUUUGUCUGUCAUUCGCACGAUUUAGAACGAUUUAGCUACUCUGUUGUCCAAUCAGUGCUUAUGACUGGAUUCUGGGCAGAUUUUAUAUCAUCAGUAUGGAAUUUCUGUUGCUGAAUCGCAGACCUUUUUCCUCACGAAACGUCCUCAGUGGUGAGGAGCGAGAAGAAAUGGCUGUUUUCACAGGCUAUUGAAUGAUAUGAAAUGUAGCCCAUUAUGAAAAUGUAUGAUGAUAGAGUUUAUUUAGGCAGCACUUAAAAGGUGUUUGCAAAAUUAGUGGUGGUGAAUGAUAAAGUGUUAAAUUAGCAACGAUCAUUGGUGGCGCGACCCUUGUCUGAAAAUGAGACAUUGAAGCAACAAGUUCAAGACUCUGAGCCUGGUUCAAAGUAAAAGUUUGAGACUUCUAAGAUAUACCAAGAUCAGAUCAGAAGUUUCUAGGUAACAUGUGGCAUCUUUCUGACAUAAUUAUGUGCCACUUAAAAACUGCUUGAUUUCACUUGAACUUUCCUUAACUAGUUGCAGAUCUUUCAGAACCUGUUGAUGUUUACAGUGACUGGAUAGAUGCUUGUGAAAGUGCAAACCAGUAG